Messenger RNA from Baudoinia panamericana UAMH 10762, 464 nucleotides. RefSeq lists its product as uncharacterized. The record is from RefSeq and is a predicted model, not a curated record. The coding region runs from base 43 to 456 and encodes 137 amino acids. The transcript has a single exon. NCBI's taxonomy places the organism in Eukaryota, Fungi, Ascomycota, Dothideomycetes, Mycosphaerellales, Teratosphaeriaceae.
CAUCAUGCGCCGUCUUUCCUUUCGAGUCUACACAUAGCUAAGAUGGUCCGAACUGCAGAUGGAACAGUCGCCGGUCGAAUAAAGUUCCACCAUCUCACGGCGAACAGCAUCGAUAUCAUAGUAAACGGCCGCGACUUGACGUUAUCGUCAAGCUAUAGCCUUGGACACCACCGCAGAUGGGGCUUUCAGUCGUCAGUAACCGGCAGCUGCGCGGAACGUCUAUACUGGAAGACGGAUAAAGUGGGCAGUGCGACGCUCGAGACGGCGAAGUUCAAGCACGAACGGGCGAUCGCUAUGGUCCAAGGGGACUUACUGAGCUUUCGGAGAGGCAACUUCAGCCGAGAACGAUACGAUGAGAUCGUGGUGACUGCCAUUGCUGCAAUGGAAGCUACGAGGAGGCAGGGUAAAGCGGGUAAAGGGAAUGCCGCCGAGAGUGCGGCGGGUCGCCAUAGGUAGCAUUUGCC